AUGGCUCCCCGCAAUUCAACAUCUUACUGGCUCAGGAUAGAGCGCGAUCAGCGUUCCCUGCUCGCGGUUCACGCGGCAUUGGUGUCCUUUCACUGCAUCCCCGAAGAUCCUCAACUUCGCAAGGCGUGGCUGAUUGCGAUCAAGAGACGACCUCCGUUCAACAUCAGAACAGCCCGUGUAUGCUCAAACCACUUUAAAGACAAUGACUUUUUAGUGAACAUUGCUAGUGGACGUAGAUUACUGCGCGAUGGAGCAGUACCAUCAGUCUUUCCAUUCAAGAAGCAGUGCAAGGCCAGAAAGCCGCCGAGGACACGGUCUGUCCCGGGGAAUGAAUCUCCACUUCGCACCAUUUUUCCUGAAAACUGUCCGGCACCAGAGGACAGAGAAAAUGAAAACCCUGUGCAAGACGACAACACGGAAUCAGUCAGUUAUGCUGCAUCUGAACCCACAGAUGACAGUACAGAGUCGGAAAAGGACAGGCAGAUCCAUCAACUUUAUGAGGAGUUGAGAGCCGCGAGAGACAAAAUUGUGACUCUGGAAAGAAGGGUUGACCUGCUCACAGAGAAGUGCAGACAGCUGGAGCGUGCGUCAGCUGAAUUUUCUUUGAACAAGUACAAGGACAACAAUGAUGACUUCCAAUUUUACACCGGCUUGCCCUCUUACUACAUCUUCAAGCAGCUACUUGAUUAUUUACAGCCUCACUCCACAAGUGCAAAUGACGAAAUGUCAAACGACUCAAGCCGAGAAAUGGGCCGCCCUGCAGUGCUCACAACGGAGAACCAACUCUUCUUGGUUCUUGUCUACCUUAGGCUUGGCCUUUUCCAGAAAGAUGUUGGACAUAGAUUCAACAUUCAUCAAAGCACUGUUAGUAGGAUAGUAAAUGAGUGGAUAAACAUUUCAUAUCUUCGGUUGGGAGAGCUGCCACUGUGGCCUUCACGAGAAGUUGUUGAUAGGUACAUGCCAGAGGAAUUUAAACUGAAGUAUCCAAAGACCAGAGUCAUUAUCGAUGCAACGGAGAUCAAAUGCGAGGUGCCGAGUUCGUUCGUACUUCAGUCAGAGACAUAUUCCAACUACAAGUCAAGCAACACACUCAAGGGUCUGGUUGGAGUGUCUCCUGACGGAACACUGACAUUUGUUUCUGCUCUCAGUACAGGCUGCAUAUCCGACAAGGAGUUGGUCAAACGUAGUGGGUUUCUUUCUCUGCCAUUUAACUUUGGUGACGUCGUAAUGGCUGAUAAAGGGUUCGUUAUCAAGGACCUCCUGGAACCUAUUGGCGUACACCUAAAUAUGCCCCCAUUCCUGAGAGAUGGACAGUUCUCGGAAGAAGACGUCAUGGAAACAGAGAUGAUUGCCUCCCUUCGCAUUCAUGUAGAAAGACGGAUUCAAAGGAUAAAAAGUUUCCACAUAUUUGACCGGAGAAUUCCGAUAACACUUGCACCACUUGCUAAUCAGAUAUGGACAGUCUGUGCUAUAUUGACAAACUUUCAGUCACCCCUGAUUAAGUCUUCCAGACCUGCUUCUAUGACUUGA
Molecule: messenger RNA, 1530 nt
Organism: Ornithodoros turicata
Lineage: Eukaryota; Metazoa; Arthropoda; Arachnida; Ixodida; Argasidae
Exons: 2
Coding region: 1-1530 (509 amino acids)
Source: RefSeq, a predicted model, not a curated record